UUAUAGUCUGCACCGAAAUUACGGAUGGUGCAAACAUUUGCGCCUUGCCUUCGCCGCAGGAAAUUCAAUAAAUGCAACCCACCUUCAAUUCUUCAAUCAUUUUCCCUUUCCUUUCCUCUAAAUCUGGGCCUGCCUUGCCUUGCGAUUAGAUCGUUCAAAUUCUGCUGCCCAAGUGCCAUUCUUCACGAUUUGUUGAAAUUGCCACACCAUUUGAACAUCUUCGACUCUUCCCGACGCGCUGGCAGUGGGGCUCAUAUAUUUGUUGUGAGCUCUUGAAAUAAAGAUGGUGAAAUUGACUAUGAUUGCUCGUGUCACUGAUGGCCUUCCGCUAGCAGAGGGACUGGAUGAUGGCCGGGAUGUUCCGGAGAAUGAUUUUUACAAGCAGCAAGUUAAGUCGUUGUUCAAAAAUCUCUCAAGGGGGCAGAAUGAACCUUCCAGAAUGUCUAUUGAAACAGGGCCAUACAUAUUCCAUUAUAUUAUUGAGGGUCGUGUUUGCUACUUGACAAUGUGUGAUCGUGCUUAUCCUAAGAAGCUUGCUUUUCAAUAUCUGGAAGACCUUAAGAAUGAAUUUGAACGUGCUUAUGGGAAUCAGAUCGAAACUGCUGCAAGGCCUUAUGCUUUUAUCAAAUUUGAUACAUUCAUACAGAAAACGAAAAAACUGUACCAAGAUACGAGAACACAGCGCAAUAUUGCAAAGUUGAAUGAUGAACUAUACGAAGUUCACCAGAUAAUGACUCGCAAUGUACAAGAAGUGCUUGGUGUUGGUGAAAAGUUGGACCAGGUUAGUCAAAUGUCCAACCGUUUGACAUCUGAGUCCCGCAUAUAUGCUGAGAAGGCAAAAGAUCUGAACCGUCAGGCAUUGAUUCGGAAAUGGGCCCCUGUUGCUGUUGUACUAGGAAUCGUUUUCCUCCUUUUCUGGGUUAGAAACAAGUUCUGGUGAUGAUACAUCCCAUCCGCCUGCACUAUAUCGGCUGUUUUGACCUCCUACACAAUCUGCAAUUCCUGAUCCAUGAUUGUGAUUUAUCUUUCCUCAUCACUAUCAAAAGCUCUGGUCGGUCUCAAGGAUUAACAUUAACUUAUCUUGGAGGAUGCCUGAUGCCACAUAUUUACCCAUUAGCCUCUCUUAAAAACCUGACUAUAUCAUGCUCGGUCUCAUAUAUUUGUUUUCUGCACAUAUCUACACACCGUAAACAUGUUGCCAAGAUUAUUGGUGAAGUUGGCAUAGAUGCUUGAGGAACAAUCCUCCAAGAGUGGAUCAUAUUUGCAAUGGUGAUUGGGGAGCUGUAGUCUAAGCUUGUCAAACCAAAUGAGAUCUUGGCUAUCGAUGAUAACUGAGUUACCUGAAUGCUGUUGUUUUGUACUGUGGAUCUGCCGCCACAGCUUCUUGAGUAGGGCUUAGCUUUGUAGAUUGAACAGCUGCUCAGAUUUGUAGGAUUUUUGUUCACAUAAAGCUCUAAGAUAACUUACUGUGCAACAAUUUAUAUAGAAGUUAAGCUGAAAAGGAAUUGUGUAUGAA
This is a messenger RNA of Andrographis paniculata, 1516 nucleotides long. RefSeq names its product 25.3 kDa vesicle transport protein. Gene Ontology annotation, cellular component: endoplasmic reticulum membrane; Golgi membrane; endoplasmic reticulum-Golgi intermediate compartment. Gene Ontology annotation, biological process: vesicle fusion with Golgi apparatus; endoplasmic reticulum to Golgi vesicle-mediated transport; retrograde vesicle-mediated transport, Golgi to endoplasmic reticulum. Gene Ontology annotation, molecular function: SNAP receptor activity. Lineage: Eukaryota; Viridiplantae; Streptophyta; Magnoliopsida; Lamiales; Acanthaceae. The record is from RefSeq and is a predicted model, not a curated record. The transcript is spliced from 6 exons. The coding region runs from base 284 to 940 and encodes 218 amino acids.